Messenger RNA from Suillus subaureus, 2529 nucleotides. RefSeq lists its product as uncharacterized. The record is from RefSeq and is a predicted model, not a curated record. Bases 1 to 2529 code for a protein of 842 amino acids. The transcript has 9 exons. NCBI's taxonomy places the organism in Eukaryota, Fungi, Basidiomycota, Agaricomycetes, Boletales, Suillaceae.
AUGCCCAAAGCUUCAAGUUAUUGUCCUUUGUGUGGCAAAAAAUUCAAAGAUCACUCAUCUGUCACUCGCCAUAUGAGUCAGCCCUUAUCCGGGUGUAACACGUGGCUUGAUGACCUGAUCCAACUCGAGCAAUCCAGCUGCUCCCUGGAAGAUCAUGCCAUGGAAGUGGACGACAUUGCCGAACCUUACAUAUCUGACUCCUAUGAACCAGUGGGAUUCAUGGAUUCGGGUGACACUUUUGGUGAAGGAGAGAGUAUGGAGAGAAUGCCUCAGGACAAAAUACAGGAUGAGAGCAGCGAAGUUACAGACCAUUUUCCCAAUCCCCUGCUUGCCUUCGAGGAUGGAUACACAUUUUUGAGUCUCUUUGACUCCGACAAGAACAGCAUAUAUCACAAGAUGAACCUCUAUUAUCCUUUCAGCUCUCGGAAAGAAUGGCAAAUUUCAUUAUGGCUUCUGCACUCUGGAUUAAGCAUGGGGAAGAUAGAUGCAUUUCUAGGCCUCGAAAUGAUCAAGGACUUAUCUUUAUCAUUCCGCUCAGCAAGAGAGUUAUGGGGCCGAGCUGAAAUGUUGCCCAGUGGUCCAUGCUGGAAGUUGCAAGUGAUCACUACAACGCAUCCUACAAAGUUGCCCAUUAUUCUGUACUGGCGUGAUCCUCUCGAGUGCAUCUUGAAUAUCUUCAACCAUCCACUGUUUCACGAUUGUAUAGACUACAGCGCUCGCAGAGUAUAUACUUGUGUGCAGAAAGCCUGCCACGUAUAUACUGAAUGGAUGACAGGAGAUCAUGCUUGGGAAAUUCAGUCUGCUUUACCUGCGGGUGCAACCCUCCUUGGCAUGAUUUUAUCCUCAGACAAGACUACUAUUUCAUCAUUGACAGGCGAUCAUGUCGCUCAUCCACUCCUCAUCAGCCUUGCCAAUCUACACAUGAACACACGCUCGAAAUUGUCAACCCACUCUUUUGUCCUCACUGCGCUUCUACCUGGUGUGUUGCAGGAUUGUCUUAUCCACCAAUGCCUCGACAUUGUUUUACAUCCACUGAAACAGGCUGCUGAACAUGGUAUCAUGUUGUCUGAUCCCAUCGGAUCAAUGACUCUUGCCCAGUUUGCUGUUAUUUGCUCACAUGCUAACCCAAAUGAUCUUGAGGCUUAUUUCCGUGAAGCCCAGAAAUUUUGCCUGAAUGGUGUCGACAAGCCAUUCUGGAGUGACUGGAUAUUUGCAGAUCCUUCCCAUUUUCUUACCCCCAAAAUCCUCCACCACAUCCAUAAAGAGUUCUACAACCAUGAUGCCCAAUGGCUCAUUGUAUCCAUCGGAGAAUCUGAAAUUGAUUUUCAAUUCUCUGUUCUACAGCCCAUCACCAGGUUUCAGCACUUUUGUGAAGGGAUAUCGAAGUUGAAACAAGUCACUGGUUGUUGUCACCGUGACAUCCAUGUGGAUGCAGCACCCCCUGGUGUCCUUGCUGCAGUAUGCGUGCUCAUGCAAUUCUGUUACCUUGUGCAGUUGCCACACAUUAAUGAGAAUGAUCUCAAGCUUAUCUCCAGUGCACUGGACAAAUUCCAUGUGAAGAAGGACACGAUUAUUGCUGCUGGGGCUCAUCAGGGGCAGUGCAAUAAAGUCAUCAAUAAUUGGCAUAUACCUAAGCUUGAAUUGAUGCAGAACAUUGUCCCCAGCAUUCACAACAGUGGCGUCACGAGCCAAUGGACUGCAGACAUCACUGAACACACACACAUCACAGAGAUUAAGGACCCUGCAAGAUCUAGCAACAAUGUCAACUAUGAUCCACAGAUCUAUCAUGAUCAAAGCCACUUGCAAGUGCAGGAUGUCGACAUAGACCCUCAAGAUGAUGUUGACACUGAUGCUGACGAGACUAUUGAGUGUCCGUCUAUGGUCCAUUCAUCUGGAUACUCAUGUCCCAUCACUGAAUAUUUUUCUAUUGCUAGGAAGCUCCAGCAUAUGGAUUCAGUACCCUUACCUCUAUGCUCAUUCAUCAUUGAACACACCGCCUUCCAUCUUUCCUAUGAUCCCGCCAUUAGGAAGGUCACUGUUGAUGAGAUUGCCAACAAGUUCAGCCUUCCUGAUCUGCAGUCAGCUAUCGCUGAUUACCUUCAAUGUGAGGCCACCUUUGGACAUCAAUACAUUCAUCUGAUAGGCGGUCCUAGAAGAGCUGAACAUUCUGCUAUACUUCCUUUUGACAACCUCCAAACACUGAACUGCACACCACCUGGUGGCCCCUGGAUUUUGGGUCAUUAUGACACAAUCAUUGUCCAGACUGAAGCAGGGUACUCCUGGCCAACUAGUGGUCUUUCAGAUCAGUUCUUGACUUAUGUCCAACACUUUAACGUCUCUGGUGAUCGUGAUCCGAUCACACAGCUGCAUUUGCUCAAGAGAGCAAAAUGCUCUAAUGGGACUUGCAUAGGGGAUGUUGUACCUGUCUCUCAAUUAAGGGCACCUGUCAAUCUUGUUCCAUGUUUUGGCACUGUUGCGGACAUGCGUCUCACUGCAUACAACAGUUUGGAACAUGCGUCAGAGUUCUAG